Messenger RNA from Nicotiana tabacum (common tobacco), 1239 nucleotides. Its product is annotated as protein SAWADEE HOMEODOMAIN HOMOLOG 1. NCBI's taxonomy places the organism in Eukaryota, Viridiplantae, Streptophyta, Magnoliopsida, Solanales, Solanaceae. The record is from RefSeq and is a predicted model, not a curated record. Gene Ontology annotation, molecular function: chromatin binding.
AGACAAAUUGGGUUGCGUUCCAAAUUGUGGGUUUCGUUCAAAUCUACUGUUAAAUGGAGCUGGACCUUCGGCCAUAUUUCUCUCUUUUACUAUAAUUUCCUCAGAAAAAAAUUGUGGGUUUCGUUCAAAUCUACUGUUAGAUGGAAUUGGAACUUCGACCCAGAAAGAGACAAAUUGGAUCUUUCUCUGGCUUCUCAGAAGCUGAGAUUGAGAAAAUGGAGAACUUAAUUAACGAAUCAAGUGAACAAGUUUGUGACCCAGAAUUCUGCAAGAAAGUGGCAAAGACGUUCAUGCGCUCUCAAGGUCGUGCAGGAAAACCGAUUGUUAAAUGGACUGAGGUCCAAACUUGGUUUCAGAACAAGUUGCAAUGCUGUCCUUUGAAGAAUAAUUCAGCUGAGGCCGACAAAAAACUGCCUGACGUCACAGAAAGAUGUGCUUUAGAUAAAGCAAAUGAAAGCUCUCAUACGGCAGAAGGCCAAAAAGUUCUAACGCAAUCAGAAUUAGAAUUUGAGGCGAGGUCUUCAAGAGAUGGGGCAUGGUAUGAUGUUGAUUCGUUUAUCUCUCACCGAUUUCUUAACUCAGGAGAACCUGAGGUUCUUGUGAGAUUUGUGAGCCUUGGAUCGGAGGAGGAUGAAUGGGUAAACAUAAGAAAGGCAGUUCGCGAGCGUUCUGUUACUCUUGAACAUUCAGAGUGUAACAAAGUGAAGGUUGGAGAUCUUGUUUUGUGCUUCCAGGAGGGAAAGAACCAAUCAAAAUAUCUUGAAGCUCAUGUUGUAGAGAUUCAAAAGAGAUUGCAUGACAUAAGGGGCUGCAGAUGUCUCUUUGUGAUUCGAUAUGGUCGUGAUGACACCGAGGAAACAGUUCGUUUGAGGCGAUUGUGUGUUCGACCAAGCAUAUUAGGGCGUCCUUGACGUAGUUUGAACUUUGAAUAUAGUACAUGCCGCCAGCAUAUGCUACUCAAUCAUAGAAUCGAUUCCAGUCAAGGUAAAAAAAGUCUGAUGAUCCCGCCACCCCUGCUCCCGGAUUUUGAUCCUACUGCUCUAUCUAAGAGAUGCAAAAGAAUUUGUGAAUUCCAUCUGGUGAAUUGCUGCCUUAGGGUGUUUGGCUAUUAAAUGGGGAGAACAUCUUGUUUAGCUUAAUAUGACCAUCUAUUGUAAAUAAUUAGCUCUAAAACGACAUGCAAGAAGCAAAAUUUUGAUGAUACUUUAAUGUCAUUAUUUACUGUUUUAGUGGUUGAAA